CCUCUCUCUCUCUCUCUCUCUCUCUCUCUCUCUCUCUCUCUCUCUCUCUCUCUCUCUCUCCACUACUGUUGCCGAAUGCCCUACCCACGCACGCCCUCUCUCUCUCUCUCUAAAGCUCGGUUGAAGGCUAGCUCAUUCACGACCGUGAGUUUCUAAUGCAAGGGAAGGGGGCUCAGUACUCAUCAGUCUUCCAAAGAUAUGAGCAAAAGGCAAAGUUCUUCAUGUGUUCAUGCCUCAGAAAAGGCAGCUAGAAUUUACAGAGAACACCUGGAGGACUACUCUAUUGCCAGAGGUAGACUACAUACUCAGAGACAACCCGAGAACUACAAGCUACAUGGUGGGAUAUGGAAGCAAUUUCCCACAACAAGUUCAUCAUCGCGGUUCUUCCUUUGUUUCCGUCAAGGUUGAUCCUUCAUUCAUGUGUUGCAGAGAAGGUUACAACACCUGGUAUUCGAGGAAGGCCAGCGAUCCAAAUCUUCUUGUGGGUGCAAUUGUCGGUGGACCUGAUGCCUAUGACAACUUUGCUGAUGAGAGGGAAAAUUAUGAACAGACAGAACCUGCAACUUAUAACAAUGCACCACUUCUUGGUGUAUUGGCUCGUCUUAAUGGCGAAAAUAGCGGACUUAACCAACUCCUUCCAGUUAUAUUUUGUAAAAGAAGUAUUGUAGAUGAUAUGUUUGCUCCAAAUGCUUCAUGA
This is a messenger RNA of Magnolia sinica, 697 nucleotides long. Its product is annotated as endoglucanase 6-like. The transcript has 3 exons. Gene Ontology annotation, molecular function: hydrolase activity, hydrolyzing O-glycosyl compounds. Gene Ontology annotation, biological process: carbohydrate metabolic process. NCBI's taxonomy places the organism in Eukaryota, Viridiplantae, Streptophyta, Magnoliopsida, Magnoliales, Magnoliaceae. The record is from RefSeq and is a predicted model, not a curated record. The coding region runs from base 230 to 697 and encodes 155 amino acids.